Messenger RNA from Varroa destructor (honeybee mite), 3469 nucleotides. RefSeq names its product urocanate hydratase-like. NCBI's taxonomy places the organism in Eukaryota, Metazoa, Arthropoda, Arachnida, Mesostigmata, Varroidae. Gene Ontology annotation, molecular function: urocanate hydratase activity. The record is from RefSeq and is a predicted model, not a curated record. Gene Ontology annotation, biological process: L-histidine catabolic process.
GAAAAGAUAAGCGCAAGAUUCGCUCCUCAGCAAAUCCUACGUCCACUCCUAGACACAGUCUGCCCUCUCCUGUAAACGACUGGCGUACAAAAGCACUACCUUUAGCGACCUCAUAUAUUCACUACUGAAUCUCCGUCAAGUGAAAACGUUCAUCCUGCAACGACAAACGAGACAGCGAGACACUAAGGCCACACCCGUUAGGUUUCUACUGCCUGAACGCCACUGGCUUAGCCGGCGGACCUACGCUGAUAUCAAGUUUAUUCUUCAUCUCACAUUGCUAAAGUGGAAAUUGCGCCAGUAUUGGAGUAUCAUCGGAGGUCCUCGGGUUGGAGGAAUACAUCAAACGCGCUGUACAACAAAGCGAAAGCGGAUCAGAGAACAUUAGGGUUGAAAAAGAAAUCGUCAUCACCAAGAACAACGAUUAAAAACAAGUGAACUUCACCUUUGCAAGAGAAACCUCCGCGGACCGCUCCGUAGUUAUACGCAACUAACGAUGUCUCAGGUGGCCAUGCGCGAUCUUUGCCUAGGUAUUCAGCUGAAGCCAUUGCCAGCUCCCCAAAAGCGUUCCCCUGAUGUGCCCCACGCGCCGAUGCGAAAUGUGCCUCUUACCAAAGACGAGACUAAGAUCGCUUUGAAAAAUGCUCUUCGAUAUUUUCCACAAAGGUUUCAUCAUAUCUUGGCGCCUGAAUUCGCUUCGGAACUCAAAAAAUAUGGCCAUAUCUACAUGUACCGCUUUAAACCGUUUCAACCUCUCAAGGCAUACCCGAUUGAAGAAUAUCCGGCUAGAAGUGUACAAGCAGCGGCAAUAAUGUUGAUGAUCUGCAAUAACCUUGACCCCCAAGUUGCUCAGUAUCCUGAAGAGCUUGUCACAUACGGAGGCAAUGGUCAAGUCUUUUCAAACUGGGCACAGUUUCGCCUGGUAAUGCAGUACCUGUCGAAAAUGUCGGAUACUCAGACUCUGGUUAUGUAUUCCGGUCAUCCGCUUGGCCUCUUCCCAGCUCGGAUCGGUGUAUCACCAAAAGUGGUCGUUACCAACGGAAUGGUUAUACCUGGAUGGUCAACGCAAAGCGAUUACGACAAGAUGUUCGCUAUGGGUGUAACGAUGUACGGCCAGAUGACCGCGGGAAGUUAUUGUUACAUUGGACCACAAGGCAUUGUUCACGGGACCACGAUUACGAUUAUGAACGCAGGACGUAAGUAUCUUCACCUCGAAUCCUUGAAAGGCAAAGUAUUGCUUACGUCCGGUCUCGGUGGGAUGUCAGGCGCCCAGGCGAAAGCUGCGGUGAUUGCCGGAGCUGUUGGUGUUAUUGUUGAAGUAAAUAAGGAUGCUUUACUCAAAAGGUAUCGUCAAGGUUGGCUUCAUGAGAUCUGCUCGGACUUAGCCGACCUAAAACAGCGAAUUCAGCGAGCCAAAAAAGACGAACAAGCGACUUCUAUUGGUUUUCAAGGCAACGUCGUGGAUGUCUGGGAAUUCUUCGCGAAAGAUGCAGAGGAGAGUGGUGAGCUUCUUGUGGAACUCGGAUCAGAUCAGACAUCUUGCCACAACCCGUUCGGCGGCGGCUAUUACCCCGUGCAACUGUCAUUUGAAGAGGCCAACGAGGUCAUGAUUCAGGAUCCCCCGAGAUUUAAGCAGCUUGUACAAGAAAGUCUGAGACGUCAAGUUGCAGCUAUCGACUCGCUGGCGGCGCGAGGCUUAUGCUUCUGGGAUUACGGGAACGCGUUUCUCCUUGAAGCGUCGCGUGCUGGUGCGGAUGUUGGCCAAAACGGAAUCCGUUUUAAGUAUCCGUCAUACGUCCAAGAUAUUAUGGGCGACAUAUUCUCCAUGGGAUUCGGACCUUUUCGAUGGGUGUGUACGUCAGGACGUCCUGAAGAUCUCGACCUUACCGAUAAGAUUGCCUGUCAGGUUCUCAGAGAGCUGCUUAACUCGGAUGUUAGCGACAGUGUGAAGUGUCAGUAUUCCGAUAACAUUCGAUGGAUUGAAAAAGCCUCGCUGAACAGCCUUGUUGUUGGCUCUCAAGCCCGUAUACUGUAUUCUGAUCGUCGUGGAAGGAUGAAAAUUGCUCAAGCUUUCAAUGACGCUGUGCGAACACAGCGUCUAAAAGGUCCAAUUGUGCUAAGUCGAGACCAUCAUGAUGUAUCAGGCGCUGACAGUCCGUUCCGAGAGACGUCGAACAUCUACGAUGGUUCCGCCUUUACUGCUGAUAUGGCUGUCCAAAAUUUUGUGGGUGUUACCCUGCGAGGUGCUACCUGGGUGGCUUUACAUAAUGGUGGGGGAGUUGGCUGGGGACAGGUGAUUAAUGGCGGAUUCGGGAUGCUUUUGGAUGGCUCGAAGGAAGCGCACCAGAAGGCCGCAGAACUACUUUCCUGGGACGUGAACAAUGGAAUCGCCCGUAGAGCGUGGUCUGGAAAUAAUUAUGCACUGGACACCAUUCGUGAUGCGAUGGAAGAGGAUCCGUUGUUGGAGGUGACGAUUCCACAUGCGGCCAGUGAAAAUGAUCUGUGUGGAGCUAUUGAUCGUUUCUUUCCGACGAAAAGUCCUUGAACGAAGGGAGCCACAAACGCGGGCAACGUGUCGAUGCUUAAAACCAACACGCCGAAUAAUAUCUAGGCCUUAGGCCUGGAAAAGCUCUAUGGGAGCGUGGUCUUGCGUGCUCCUGCGCCAAAUUGCACUAUUUUUAACGGGAUAUAUCCGGCACGAAAGGCAGUUAAAGGCUUAUCUGUAGAAUGAAAAGUAGCAAUCUCCGACUCUUAGACCACGUCUUCUUCACGUCCGGGUGUGUAGUUAUGUUCAAUGUUGCCACCUUUAUGGCUGUUUAAGCCAGGAUUUGAGGAUAUAGUUUAACGUAACUAGAAUUAAUAAGCAUUUAUGUGGUCUGUACACCUAACUAACGUCUCACUCUAUAUUGAUUAAACUGCUUUAUACUGUGGAGAGACUGAUGAGGUUGGCAAGGUACUCGCUGAUAGCGCUAUUUACGGUAUGACUGUAUCUAUGCAAGCAUCAGACAAAAUGAAUACGGAUAUGAUUAUAAAAACCAAAGAAGUUCUAAAGACAAUUUAACUACUCUUGCAAAAACAGCAAUAAAAAACCAAAUUAUAAUUAGCUGAAAAUUAAAUAUAAAAUGUCGUCUGGGGAAAUUUCUAUAGCCCGUUGACAUAAUGCUUAGGUACUAACAUUAGACAUCUAUUACAGAUAGAGAUUCUUCAAUCGUCUUAUGAAUCCAAAUGGUAACAAUAGACAAAAAGAAAAAAAUCUGAUUGGACCAAAUUCAAACUUGCCAAAAUGUGGGGUUUAAAGUGGGUGUUAAAAGUAAAAAGUGUUAAGGUGUUAAAAGUAGGUUUGAAUGCAUCUGUUUUAUCUGUGCGUUUGUUUUAUCUGUGUGAAAGGACACAUAAUAACAACUGUAUCAUCAUCGCCAUCGAUAUCGUCUUCAUGUAAUUUACUGUGUUUGCUUUUUCGAAAUCUAUUCAU